Syngnathus acus (greater pipefish) is the source of this 3153-nucleotide messenger RNA. RefSeq names its product estrogen receptor 1 (gene esr1). Gene Ontology annotation, biological process: steroid hormone receptor signaling pathway; regulation of DNA-templated transcription. The transcript has 10 exons. NCBI's taxonomy places the organism in Eukaryota, Metazoa, Chordata, Actinopteri, Syngnathiformes, Syngnathidae. Gene Ontology annotation, cellular component: nucleus. Gene Ontology annotation, molecular function: DNA-binding transcription factor activity; nuclear estrogen receptor activity; steroid binding. The record is from RefSeq and is a predicted model, not a curated record. The coding region runs from base 14 to 1912 and encodes 632 amino acids.
CGAGUCCAGCUGAAUGAGCGCGAGUCGAAGGGAUGAAGGAAAAGAGCCUGGCGGCGCAGAGGACGCUUGUCGUUUAAAGAGGCAGAGCCCGGCAAAGAGCAGGAAGCCUUGCAGACCACCGCCGGGACCCGGUAUCCGCCCGGCCGCCCCAGAGCUGGAGAACCUGUCCCAGCCGCGCCCGUCGCCCCCGCCUCGCGCCCCUCUCAACGGCAUGUACCCCGAAGAGAGCCGGGGGUCCGGUGGGGUGGCCACGGUGGACUUCUUGGAGGGGACGUACGACUACGCCUCUCCGGCCCAAACGGCGCUUUACAGCCACCCUGUGCCGGGCUAUUACUCUGCGCCCCUGGAGACCCACGGUUCGCCCUCGGACGGCAGCCUCCAAUCACUGGGCAGCGGGCCUACCAGCCCCCUCGUGUUUGUGCCCACCAGCCCCCGACUCAGCCCAUUCAUGCACCCCCCCGGCCAGCACUAUCUGGAAACCACUUCAACACCCAUCUACAGGUCCAGUGAGACGAUCAGUCAGCAGCAGGCGUCCAGGGACGAGCAGUGCGGCACUAGUGACGAGGCGUACGUCUUGGGGGGCUCGGAGGCCGCCGCGGCCAUCGGGGUCUUCGAGAUGGCCAAGGAGACGCGCUUCUGUGCCGUGUGCAGCGACUACGCCUCGGGCUACCACUACGGGGUGUGGUCCUGUGAGGGAUGCAAGGCCUUCUUUAAGAGGAGCAUUCAAGGUCACAAUGACUACGUGUGCCCAGCAACCAAUCAGUGUACUAUUGACAGGAAUCGCAGGAAGAGCUGCCAAGCGUGCCGACUUAGGAAGUGUUAUGAAGUGGGCAUGAUGAAAGGAGGAGUGCGCAAAGACCGCGGUCGCAUAACACGCCGUGACAAGCGGCGGACCGGCGCCACGGAGAAGUCGACCAAGGAGGCCGAUCAUAGAAAAGCGCCCCUUCAGGACGGGAGGAAACAGUGCGGCGGCGGAAGUGUCAGUGGGGGAAGGUCGUCAGUCACGGACAUCCCUCCUGACCAGGUGCUUCUCCUGCUGCAGGGGGCCGAACCCCCCAUAUUAUGUUCCCGACAGAAGCUGAACCGACCCUACACAGAGGUCACCAUGAUGACGUUGCUCACCAGCAUGGCUGACAAGGAGCUAGUCCACAUGAUCGCCUGGGCCAAGAAGCUGCCAGGCUUCCUCCAGCUGUCCCUGCACGACCAGGUGCAGCUGCUGGAGAGCUCGUGGCUGGAGGUGCUGAUGAUCGGCCUUAUCUGGAGGUCCGUCCACUGUCCGGGCAAGCUCAUCUUCGCUCAGGACCUCAUUCUGGACAGGAAUGAAGGCGACUGCGUGGAAGGCAUGGCAGAGAUCUUCGACAUGCUGCUGGCCACCGCCUCUCGCUUCCGUAUGCUAAGACUCAAGCCCGAGGAGUUUGUCUGCCUCAAAGCAAUCAUCUUGCUCAACUCUGGUGCCUUUGCGUUCUGCACGGGGACCAUGGAGCCGCUCCACGACGGUGCGGCGGUGCAGGACAUGCUGGACACCAUCACGGACGCCCUCAUUCAUCACAUCAGCCAAUCAGGAUGUUCGGUGCAGCAGCAGGCGAGGCGCCAGGCCCAGCUGCUGCUCCUCCUCUCUCACAUCAGACACAUGAGUAACAAAGGCAUGGAGCACCUGUACAGCAUGAAGUGCAAGAACAAGGUGCCACUCUACGACCUGCUGCUAGAGAUGUUGGAUGCUCACCGCCUGCACCGUCCCGUCAGAGCCACGCAGAUCUGGUCCCAGCCUGAGAGAAUGCCUCCUAGUGGCAGUAACGGUGCCGCCUCCAGUUCAGGAGGUCGCGGCGCACACGAAAGUCUGAGCAGAGGGCCGCCGUGUCCAGGCGUGCUGCAGUUUGGAGGCUCCCGCCCUGACUGUGCAGAAAUCCUGUGAGGCAAAAACAAAAGAUCAAUGUUGUACUGGGGGUCAUUUGAUGAUUAUUUAUACAUUUCUGACAUCACUUUGACAUCGCUCUGACUUUUCCACUGUUGCUCACAUGGCUUCUCCCUCGUGCCAACAGCACUAUUUGAAAUUCAUGUUUUUCUUUUUAAUAGUUUGAUUCCCAUUCAACCAAAGUGCACUUCCUCUAAGCUUGAAGGUGCUAUUGGGCAUUAUUUUCAUUUGUUUGCAUAAUAAGCUGUGAUUAAUUACGUGUCGGUUAUUUACCUGUCAGCUGAGUAACAGCGUGUCUCAUGUCUAACGUUCGCUACACAAGCACCAGUUUGGUCAUAUUUGUAAACCACAUAUUGACCACAUGUUGAUAACAUCAGUGUUUGUGUUUCUGUCCGCUGUGUUGUUGGGAAAAAAAAGCAUCUGCAAGUUACGCAACUUUAAAUCCGAGCCAAACUGUCAUUGGGUAACUUUGUAGAUUUGUUCUCUUGCACUUGUUUUGUAUUAAUUGUUGAAUAUUCUGGUCUACUUGUCAUUUUAUCACAAUUAUGUGCUGAAAAGCAUUCAUUGAUUGACUAAAAAAAAUCUGUCUUUGGGAAUUCAUGUAUGUAAACAUUUGACAAAACAAAAAUUGAGCCAUGGCUACGUCUCAAAGUAUUCAUUAUUUGUAUGGAUUUAAAAUAACAUUGCAAUUUCCCCCUACAUAAAUCUAAUUUCUUAUUCUAAUACUUUCAUACUUAACUUGCAAACAAGCAUACAACAAUGUAUUCCAUAAUUAUUUUGUGUUAUUAUUUUGUCUUUUUGUGUUUUACGUUCAACAACAAUCACCAUCAAACUGAAUGGCUUGCUUAUUGCAUGUCUCUCACCAGAGCAUCCUCGCUAAUGUGGAAUUAUGGAAGCCACAAAUCAAUAAAAUGACCCUAACACAAAGAAAUUGUCAAACUCAAAUUACAAAAAUUUAUCAUCCGACCGUACCACAUAACGAUCGUAUGACUCCGUACUUUGGAAAGAUUCAUCUAAACAGCGCUUAAUAUUUCAGUUUUUAUUUGCAAAGAGUAUUCAGUAUUAGCAAACUGUACAAACAUAAAUAACAUUAUUCAUAAAUAUAUACAUUUAACAUUGCUGUUUUGUCCUGAUUACUCAGGAAUAAUAUCAUCAUGACAAGAAUAAAAGCACAUUAUCAUUAGCUUCACAACCAGUGAUUGUUUGGCUUCGGGGACUUUCAAGAACAUGCGUAGAUAAAA